AUUCACGCCAUACCAGAAAGGACCUUCCCCUGCACUGGAGUUCUAUACUAUUACCCCCUACUACUCCCCCUAUUCACUUCUACUCCUCCUCUCACUCCUGUCCUGCCCUACAGGAUUUUUCAAAGACAUCACUCUCUCUCUCUCUCUCUCUCUCUCUUAAAGGCAUCUCAUCCUUCCUUCUUUCUUUAAACACUACUUCCUCCACUCACCAUUCUCUGUCUCUCUAACAGAGUCCGUCUUCCUCCUCCUCCUUAUGGCGACCGAACCACCAGCGACGGCAGAAGAGCCCGCAGAACAACCCCUCACGUACAAGACCCAUGUCUUGAAAGUCUCCAUCCACUGCGAAGGCUGCAAACGGAAAGUCAAGAAAGUCCUCCUUUCCAUUGAAGGUGUUUACAAAGCGGACAUCGACGCAAAGCAGCAAAAAGUCACGGUCACGGGCAACGUCGAAGCGGACGCUCUCCUCAAGAAAUUGAUCAAAUCCAAUAAACACGCGGAGCUAUGGCCCCAACCCCCCCAGCGGAAAGAGAAGAAACAGAAAAAAUCCAAGAAGAAAGAGAAACAGACCGACCCAGAUAGCAGUCACGACGAAGAUGCCCCCGGCGGCGGCCCUGAACCGGACAAACCACCGGUGAAAGCAGAAGUCGUCCAUGAACCUGCUAAAAUUAGCGGCGGCGGUGGCGGUGUUCCGGUUAAAGUUAGCGGCGGCGCGGUCAGAUUUAGUGAAGUUGAGGCUAAAAACAGUGUCGUAGGCGGCGGACAGGUGGUGGGUGGUGCGGUCAAAUUUAGCGACGUUGGGGCUAAAACUGGCAGUGGUGGAAAUGUGGUGGAGGUGAAAGUAGAAGGGAAGAAGCCGGAGACGGGUCCAGCCGGUAGCCAGUCACCGGCUGCGGAGAAAAAGGGAGGUGGUGGUGAGAGUGAUGAUUGCACUGAGAAAAGCGGUGGCAAUGGCAGUAAUGGUAAAAAGAAGAAAAAGAAGGGGCAAAAGGUGGUGUUCGAGGGGGAACCAUCAAGUGGUGGUGCAGCGGCAAGCACAAUGCCACCACCGAAUCAUUACGGUGGUGGGCCACCCCAAGUUCAUCUCAGCCCUCCAAGUCACCACGGGCAUCAAUACCCCCCACCACCGCAUCAUUACUUUGCCCCACCACAGCCACAUCAACCUGUGUACGCAGUGAGUUACAACACGGCGCAUCCAACCAGCAGCUACACGACGUCAUAUUAUACGUCACCGCAACCGCACUCAUACGCAUACGCGUACUCGCGUCCGGAAACGGAACCUCAGCCGCCGGAUUUCGAGUCGUAUCCGAGGCAGCUGCCGUUAGAUUCCGAUUCGUAUCCGCGGCAGCCGUUAGAUUCGUUUGAGUUGUUUAGUGAUGAGAACCCAAAUGGGUGCUCAAUCAUGUGAUCGCGGGGAUAAUUGUGAUGAUAAUGAGUUGAUAUUGAGAGCUUAUACUCCUUGUAUGAGAAUCAUGGGGAUACUUUCGUAACGUGUGUGUAAAUGGGUAUGUACUUCUAGUUAUAACGAACAAAGCUAUCGAUAUAACUAAGAAUCUAAUUGUGUUCGGAGUCAUUUGAAGCGUGAAUCCAGUAUCGAUCGGCUCUGAAUACAUGUAUCCGCAACCUUGUUUUGAAGUAAAUCAUGUGAGGGGGAUAAUUGUGAUGAUAAUGAGAGCUCAUACUUCUUGUAUGAGAACUAUGGGGAUACUUUUGUAAUGUGUAUGUAAAUGUGAAUGUACUCCUUGUUAUAUUAACGGACAAAUUUAUCUAUGCAACAUUAAAACCCGACUGGGAAUUCAAUUG
Rhododendron vialii is the source of this 1800-nucleotide messenger RNA. RefSeq names its product heavy metal-associated isoprenylated plant protein 35-like. The transcript has 3 exons. NCBI's taxonomy places the organism in Eukaryota, Viridiplantae, Streptophyta, Magnoliopsida, Ericales, Ericaceae. Bases 254 to 1405 code for a protein of 383 amino acids. Gene Ontology annotation, molecular function: metal ion binding. The record is from RefSeq and is a predicted model, not a curated record.